Molecule: messenger RNA, 1971 nt
Organism: Chrysoperla carnea
Lineage: Eukaryota; Metazoa; Arthropoda; Insecta; Neuroptera; Chrysopidae
Product: E3 ubiquitin-protein ligase KCMF1-like
Exons: 8
Coding region: 171-1841 (556 amino acids)
Biological process (GO): microtubule-based process; synaptic signaling
Cellular component (GO): microtubule; plasma membrane
Molecular function (GO): GTP binding; zinc ion binding
Source: RefSeq, a predicted model, not a curated record
CAAUUUUUUAGAUAUAACAAAUUUGUGGAUAUCAAAAGUGCAUAGACUUGAUUACAAAAUUGGUAGUGACACUUUAAUUGGGAGAAAAAUUUUAGGGGAAUUAAAAUAAAUAGACAAAAAAAUUUAUAGUUGAUUAGCAAUUUUGUGGAUAAAUAAAUAUUUUUUUAAAUAUGAAUCGCCAUGAAGGUGUUAGCUGUGAUGCAUGUCUCAAAGGAAAUUUUCGUGGACGUCGCUACAAGUGUUUAGUGUGUUUCGAUUACGAUCUUUGUGCCCAAUGUUAUGAACAAGGAGCAACUACCACCCGCCAUACAACGGAUCAUCCUAUGCAGUGUAUUUUAACUCGAGCGGAUUUUGAAUUGUACUACGGUGGUGAAGUGAUCACUGUGGAUCAACCUCAGAGCUACACCUGCCCUUAUUGUAGCCGAAUGGGAUUCACUGAUACAACAUUGCAAGAACAUGUGUGCGCAGAACAUCCUGAUACUUCAUUUGAAGUAGUAUGUCCCGUAUGUGCUGCAAUGAUUGGAGGUGAUCCAAACAUGAUUACGGAUGAUUUAGCUGGACAUCUUGCUGUAGAACAUCGCACUGGUGGAGGCACUGGAAGUGGUGGACCAAGAGACCUGAUUUCAUUCUUAGAUGAUCCUAGUGCUACUGGCGCUCCAGCUUCUGCUUCAUCGGCUGCUGCUCGCCACGGUAUGCGUCGUACCACCCAUGGGCCUCGUGGUGUUGCUGGAGCUCGUGCUCGCCGCUCAAAUAUGCAUUUUAAUUCGUCUGGUGGAUUAUCAUCGUUAUCGCCAUCUGCUCGUGAUACGGUUGAUCCAAUUGCUGAGUUACUAUCACAGUUAAGUGGUGUGCGCAGAUCAGCUGGUAGUGGAAUAGUUGCUACUUCAUCUCCACAUGCUCCAAAUAAUCCAACUCAAUUGCAACAAUUACAAAUGCAAUUGCAGUUGGAAAGACAACAGCUUACAUUCUCACAGGCCGCCCGACAACAGUUAGAACGCUUACCACGUCGGCAAACAGCCACAUCCAGUCUUGGUUCAUCAACCACAACAUCAGCAGUACCUGGGGGAUCCUCAUCAAAUAAUGCUGCUACUGGUGCUGUAAGUGUGUCUGUUAGUGGUGGAUCUGGUGGUGGACCUUUACCCCCAUCUGGUAUUAGCACAAUUGUUUCCAAACAACAUGCCAAUAAUACAGCGCCUGAUUCACAUCAACAGCAAUACAACUAUCAAUUUUUAUUAGCAUCAAAUAUUGAAGAACCAUUAAGUGAGGAAGAACAAGAGAAAUUAGAACGUUUACGAGCAAAUCGUAGUUUGUUUGUUCAAGAAUUACUAUUAGCAACAAUAGCAUCAUCCUCAGAUAUAAUGAAAUCAUCUGAUAAUAAUCUGCCUAGGCAAGCAUCAUCUAAGUCAUCCUCAUCAAAUAAUGCCAACGCGAACACUGCUGGCGCUGUUAACAAAAUAAAUAAUACAUCAACCAAUAAACGUAUUAAUCUAUCUGACUUGAAACCAGCUUUACCAUCCACUCACACAUCCAAUGUCAUCAUCACAGCCGCAGCAAUCGCAGCACAAUCCACCCCGGCACCUACAAGAAGCCAGGGAGUAAGAUCACGUGGCCGUGGACAUCAUCGUAAUCAGCAACAACAACAACAACAACAACAGCAACUUACAGCCCCACCACCGUCCAUACAACAAGAGUUUGGAGCCGCUACUAGUGGAGCCAGUGCCAAUAAUACUGCUGACACGCUAAAAUUGGCAAACAAUACUGGUGCAACAACACAAACCACGAAAAUUAAUACAAAAUUGAAAUCACAUGGUGUGAAAAGCGCAUCAUCUUCAAACAGAUAGUUUUUUUGUUUGUUUAUUGACAGUUUAUCAAUUUUCAUUUGUUUUUAAUGUUUUUUCUAAUUACUUUUUUUUUUUGAAAUGAAAAAAAAUUUUAAUAGUGUUAUUAUAUAAAUUUUCAAAGAAUUACAUU